GUCGUAUUUAACUCUUUGAUGCUGAACAAAGUUUGAGAUUUUACUGCAGUAUUUUCUAUAAUACUGUAUAUUUGUAUUCCUAUAGUUGUUCAGAAAACCCAACAGGUUAAUGAACUAGCAGUGAUGUAAAUCAGCGUGUGUGUGUGUGUAGAUGCAAUGAGUCAGACCUUAAAGACGUACAAGACUAUAGGAUGUCUGAGACUGGGAUGCACCUUCUCAGAUGAUUGGACUGUUUUUGCCAUGGAAACAGUCCCCUGGCAACCACUUGGGGUGCUAAUUAUAUUUGUAGUACUCCAUACUCCAUGGUCUCCAUCACACAUACACUUCCUCACCUUCUCUUUAACCCAGAUGCUCUCUCUCUCUCCCUCUCUUUCUGCUGCAUAUCUUACCCCGUGCAUAUGUUCUCUGGCGUCUGAUCCUGUGUGCAUGUGAGUCAGCUGCAUCCACGGCACCUGGGAAAUUACCUCCAGUCUCCAAAGAGGAAGUGGCUUUGCUGACAUUGAAAACACCUUGUGGGGCUUCUUCUGAAGGCGAUCCAGGUUAAAAAUCUCUACGGGCGUGUACGAGAGGAGAGGGAGGUCAACAUGGGCUCCAGCUCCUCCUCCUAUGCCCCCAAAACCAUUUACCUGGACGUGGGCGGGAAGGUGCAAAAGGUGGUCUUCAGCCGACACUGCAGUCCAUGUGACAUCAAGGAGCUUCUGUGUUCCUCCUCCAACAUUCCCAGGAACACUGCCAUAAUGAUGGUGGAUCCAGAAGGUGCUUUGGUCUCCAUUGAUCCCACCAUGCCCACCAACUCUCCAAACUCCCUGUACAAAGUUGUUCCGAUGUCCACCGGUCAACUCGGAGAGAAGGAGGACAUGUUCCAGAACGUGGUGUCCCAGGGCGCUGAGCCGUUCAGCCGAGCCUUUCGGAUUAACGAGCUGAAGACUGAGAUCACCAACAGGCUAGCCAUGCUGGAGAAGAGAGUAGAGCUGGAGGGUCUGAAGGUGGUAGAGAUCGAGAAGUGCAAAAAUGAUCUGAAGAAGCUCCGGGAUGAGAUGGCAUCAAAAGGAGGUGGAAGAGUUAACUGUCCGUGCAAAUACAACUACUCAGACGACGGGAAGAAGGUCACCCCCCGACGUGAUGUUCCCAAUUAUCCAAAGUACACGCUGUCGCAGGAGACUGUGGAGGCCCUGAAGAAGCCGACGUUCGACGUGUGGCACUGGGAACAUAAUGAAAUGCUGAGCUGUCUGGAGUACAUGUACCACGACUUGGGACUGGUGAAGGAGUUCAGCAUGAACCCCAUCACACUCAAACGCUGGCUGCUGGCGAUUCAGGAGAAUUACCGUAACAACCCAUUCCACAACUUCCGUCACUGUUUCUGCGUUAGCCAAAUGAUGUACGGCAUGAUUCACCUCUGCAACCUUCAGGAGAAGCUGACUCUCACAGAUAUGGGCAUUUUGAUGACAGCUGCAGUGUGUCACGACCUGGACCAUCCUGGUUACAACAACACGUACCAAAUCAAUGCACGCACAGAGCUAGCGGUGCGCUACAAUGACAUCUCUCCCCUGGAGAACCAUCACUGUGCCGUGGCCUUCCAGAUCCUGUCACUUCCUGAGUGUAACAUAUUUGCAAACGUGGAUUCAGAGUCUUUCAAACAAAUCCGACAGGCAAUUAUCACCCUGAUCCUGGCCACUGACAUGGCCCGACAUGGAGAGAUACUGGACUCCUUCAAGCAGAAAGUGGACAACUUUGACUUUACAAAUGAAGAGCAUGUGACUUGUCUGAAGAUGGUUCUGAUCAAAUGCUGUGAUAUUUCCAACGAGGUGAGGCCAACUGAGGUGGCUGAGCCGUGGGUGGACUGUCUCCUGGAGGAGUACUUCAUGCAGAGUGACAGAGAGAAGUCCGAGGGUCUCCCCGUCGCCCCCUUCAUGGACAGAGACAAAGUCACCAAACCCACUGCUCAGAUCGGUUUCAUUAAAUUUGUCCUUAUUCCAAUGUUUGAAACUGUCAUGAAGCUUUUUCCUCAGAUUGAGGAAAUCAUGGUUCAGCCUCUGAGAGACUCUCGUGAUCACUAUGAGGAGCUGAAACAGAUUGACGACGCCAUGACAGAGGGCUCCUCUUUCGUGAUCAAAUUCAAAGACUUUAAAAAGACUUGAGGCGGCCCUCAGUGAAGACAUUCUGGGCUGCGUUCUGGAGGUGACAGACGCAGCAGGAGGAGUUGACGAGAGACAGACUGCUUGGCUACACACUGAACUAAACUUAGGCACCAAAGUGGCAUAUCUUGAACUUUGACUUAGACUUUUGCACUGGAUGUUACAGAGAGGCACCUGCUGACCUCGCUGCAUAUUUAUGGUGUUGAUGUUGUUCUAACUCUGUUCAUAGCGCCUCAAGAGUUUCAACCACCAGUUUCUUGAAAAUCCACUUGAGAUCAAUUUUAAUUCCAUGUAAGGAAAAAAAAAAAACAACAACAGUAACAACAGCGGCUGCAGAAUUGACCACAGACUGACACCAAAGGUCUGGGAGGAAAGUUCCCAACGACUACAAAUGCACCAACGUAGGUUGUGUUGACCAAACUGCAGCAAAACGUCAUAACUGGCAGGGUGCACUGAAAGAUUUUCCAAAGAAAAAUGCAGCGUCUCACCUGCUUUUUGGAUCACACAUUUACUUACAAAAUGUGUAGCUUUAGAGAAAAAAAAAAUCUAAAAGUCACAUUAUAGUGUGGUGGUUGUACAUUAUCCAAGAUGUUACACUGUUUGUCCAAUAAAAAAAAGGUUUUAAUAUCACAAUACUUUAGGAGUGAGAGGCGUGUUUGUUAUUCCUUCACACAUAUUAGAGUGCAUUAUAACUUUAUAUGUUUGUAUAGACACAGUUUAGAAGAGAACUCAGAGGUAACGAAUCAGUGAAAAGAGAAUGGAAGGUCAGACAGUGAAGACAGCAACAGAGAUGUUGACUGGUGGUGGAGCUGAGGAUCUGGAGGCUUCUGUGGGAGUGACCAGGAUGGAUAGGAUCCAGGAUCAGUAACUGUGUACUUUCUUGUCAGGAGAAACUACAUUUGUACUUGUUCAUUUCAGACAGAUACUGCAGUAGUAUUAGUAGGAAACACAGUUCAGGACCCCCACCUGCUGAAAUGACUUGUUUUGCAGACAUUCCAGGCGAAUUCACCCUCUCAAUCCAUCAUUAUUUUACAAGCACACAUUUUCCACUUUGGCCUUUACAAUACAGCCAACAUGUGUUGAAAUAUAUCAGGUUUCGUAAUUACAUACCACCCAGAGGUGGUACUUAUCUCACCUCACCCCCUCUCUCUUCCCACACCUCCCCUUGAGUCAUAUCAGAUAAGGGUGAGGAUUUUUUGGGUGGUUUUCCUCCAGCUCCACCACAGAGAUUUAUUACUGUUUUUAGAAACAUGUUGCCAAUUAAUCCUGAGUGGUUGUUGCUUCAGCAGCUGUCCUCAUCUCACACUCACACUUACCACCAACGUCGCUCUUAGGAGAAUUUAUACAAUGAUAUACAGUUGUUUUAAUCCAGACAUUUUAACUAUCACUGAAGAAAUAAUGGUUUUAGCUAAAAAAUAAAAGAUUUGAAUUGAAAAGCAAUAACAUAACAACAAUAACAAAAUUGUAUUAUCAGAGCUAACGCUGCAGUAUAUAAAUAUUAUG
Messenger RNA from Cynoglossus semilaevis (tongue sole), 3638 nucleotides. RefSeq names its product phosphodiesterase 9ac (gene pde9ac). NCBI's taxonomy places the organism in Eukaryota, Metazoa, Chordata, Actinopteri, Pleuronectiformes, Cynoglossidae. Bases 585 to 2138 code for a protein of 517 amino acids. Gene Ontology annotation, molecular function: 3',5'-cyclic-nucleotide phosphodiesterase activity. Gene Ontology annotation, biological process: signal transduction. The record is from RefSeq and is a predicted model, not a curated record. The transcript has 19 exons.